This is a messenger RNA of Phragmites australis (common reed), 978 nucleotides long. RefSeq names its product callose synthase 3-like. Gene Ontology annotation, cellular component: 1,3-beta-D-glucan synthase complex; plasma membrane. The coding region runs from base 1 to 978 and encodes 325 amino acids. The transcript has 4 exons. The record is from RefSeq and is a predicted model, not a curated record. Gene Ontology annotation, molecular function: 1,3-beta-D-glucan synthase activity. NCBI's taxonomy places the organism in Eukaryota, Viridiplantae, Streptophyta, Magnoliopsida, Poales, Poaceae. Gene Ontology annotation, biological process: (1->3)-beta-D-glucan biosynthetic process.
AUGGCGCUGCCUUUGAUGAUGGAAAUUGGUUUAGAGAGAGGAUUCAGAACUGCACUGAGUGACUUUGUACUUAUGCAGCUGCAGUUAGCAUCUGUUUUCUUCACAUUCUCUCUUGGGACCAAAACUCACUACUACGGAACCACACUGCUCCAUGGAGGAGCUGAAUAUAGAGCUACUGGGCGCGGAUUCGUGGUGUUCCAUGCCAAAUUUGCCGAGAACUAUCGAUUAUAUUCUCGCAGCCAUUUUGUCAAGGGUAUCGAGCUGAUGAUUUUGCUUAUUGUGUAUGAAAUAUUUGGGCAGUCAUACCGAGGAGCUAUCGCGUACAUUUUCAUCACGGUUUCCAUGUGGUUUAUGGUUGUCACCUGGCUCUUUGCACCAUUCCUAUUUAAUCCUUCUGGGUUCGAGUGGCAGAAAAUUGUAGAUGACUGGACUGACUGGAAUAAGUGGAUUAAUAACCGUGGGGGUAUUGGUGUACCACCAGAGAAAAGUUGGGAAUCAUGGUGGGAAAAAGAGCAGGAGCCUCUUAGACAUUCCGGAAAGCGUGGCAUUGUUCUUGAAAUAGUGCUUGCAUUGCGCUUCUUUAUCUACCAAUAUGGUCUUGUUUAUCAUUUGAACAUCACCACUCACACAAAGAGUGUGUUGGUUUAUUGCCUGUCAUGGGUCGUCAUCUUUGUAAUUUUGCUUGUGAUGAAGACGGUAUCAGUUGGGAGGCGGAAAUUCAGUGCAGAGUUCCAACUUGUCUUCCGGCUGAUUAAGGGGCUCAUAUUCGUAACAUUUAUCUCCAUCAUUAUAAUCUUAAUAGCAAUCCCCCAUAUGACAGUUCAGGAUAUAUUUGUUUGCAUCCUUGCCUUCAUGCCAACUGGAUGGGGUUUGCUUUUGACCAGGAUGCUCUUCAACCAGGCCUUCAGUAGAGGUCUGCAGAUCUCGCGUAUUCUUGGCGGGCACAAGAAAGACCGGGCAGCACGGAACAAGGAGUAG